AUGAGCGGCGCAGAAGAGGCGAGCAAGCGCUGCGCGCCCGCGGCCCCGCGCUCCGCGUUCACCAUCCAGUCCAUCCUGGGCGGCGGCGCCGACGGCUCCCGCGCGGCCUCCGCGCGCCCGCGCAACCCCUCGCUCUCCUCGGACGACGAGGAGGAGGCCGAGGAGAGCUGGAAAGGCCGCGGCUGCCCCUGCGCCGCCGCGCCCGGCGCCCACGACGCGUGUCGCCCGCCCCAGCCGCUCGCCUUCACCUGCAUCACCGGCAGCGCCAAGGGCAGCGUCGCGGAGCGGCCGCCCUUCCUGCCGCCCUCGCCCGCGGACUUUAAGGCGGAGAAGGAGAAGGCGCCGGGGCGCUGCUCGCCCUCGUGCGCCGAGCGGCCCCGCGACGGCGCCGAGCGGCAGGCGGCCAAGAAGAAGACGCGCACSGUGUUCAGCCGCAGCCAGGUCUACCAGCUCGAGUCCACCUUCGACGUGAAGCGCUACCUGAGCAGCUCGGAGCGCGCGUGCCUCGCCUCGAGCCUGCAGCUCACCGAGACGCAGGUGAAGACGUGGUUCCAGAACCGCCGCAACAAGUGGAAGCGGCAGCUCUCGGCCGAGCUGGAGGCGGCCAACCUGGCGCACGCCUCGGCGCAGACUCUCGUGGGGAUGCCGCUCGUGUUCAGGGACAGCUCCGUGCUGCGCGUGCCCGUGCCGCGCUCCGUCGCCUUCCCGGCGCCGCUCUACUACCCCGGCAGCAGCCUCCCGGCCCUGCCGCUCUACAACCUCUACAGCAAGGUCGACUACUGA
Nothoprocta perdicaria is the source of this 783-nucleotide messenger RNA. It is a transcript of the gene HMX2, whose product is annotated as H6 family homeobox 2. Gene Ontology annotation, molecular function: DNA-binding transcription factor activity, RNA polymerase II-specific; RNA polymerase II transcription regulatory region sequence-specific DNA binding. Gene Ontology annotation, biological process: regulation of transcription by RNA polymerase II. Gene Ontology annotation, cellular component: nucleus. The coding region runs from base 1 to 783 and encodes 260 amino acids. The transcript has 2 exons. The record is from RefSeq and is a predicted model, not a curated record. Lineage: Eukaryota; Metazoa; Chordata; Aves; Tinamiformes; Tinamidae.